UCCGUGGUUCUCCUCUCAGCUUUCAUCUUUUGUAUUGGUCGGUGAGCAGGGAAAACUCGGGUGCUGUCCUUGGAGCCAUAUGGAAGGGAAAAGGAUUUUUUUUCAAGCAGGGUUUGGUGUGUCUGCAGCAAUGCCUCUUCUAGGGCUGGAAGAGCAAUAAGCUGAGCUCCUAUUCCAUUCUCUUUAUGUAUGUGAGGGCUCUGCUCGCUGUUGCUGAACUACUCCAGGCUUGCUCUCGGAGAUCCUCCUCCUGUCUGCAUCGUGCACGGCCGACCAUGGCUGCGGCAGGAAGCUACUGACUGCCUAGAAAUUAAGAAAGGCUGUGAGAAUUCUAGUUGAUCAAGGUGGAAUUAUUUUUUUUCCAAGAGCCUUUUCACAAUUGCCUUUUGCAAAGUCUUCAGCUGCUCCCCUUUGUGCCAUGUUUUGUGGCUCUCACCGUAAGAGGAAUUUGUCUUGAUGAAGAUUCCUAACAUUGGUAAUGUGAUGAAUAAAUUUGAGAUCCUUGGGGUUGUAGGUGAAGGAGCCUAUGGCGUUGUACUUAAAUGCAGACACAAGGAGACACAUGAAAUUGUGGCUAUCAAGAAAUUCAAAGACAGUGAAGAAAAUGAAGAAGUCAAAGAAACCACUUUACGAGAGCUUAAAAUGCUUCGCACUUUGAAACAGGAGAACAUAGUGGAGCUGAAGGAAGCCUUCAGAAGAAGAGGAAAAUUAUACUUAGUUUUUGAAUAUGUGGAAAAAAAUAUGCUUGAAUUGCUAGAAGAAAUGCCAAAUGGAGUUCCACCAGAAAAAGUGAAAAGCUACAUCUACCAGCUAAUUAAAGCAAUUCAUUGGUGCCAUAAGAAUGAUAUUGUUCAUAGAGAUAUCAAGCCAGAGAAUCUCUUAAUAAGCCACAAUGAUGUUCUGAAGUUGUGUGACUUUGGCUUUGCUCGUAACCUCUCUGAAGGCAGCAAUGCUAACUAUACAGAAUACGUGGCUACCAGAUGGUACCGCUCACCUGAACUCUUGCUUGGAGCCCCUUAUGGAAAGGCUGUGGAUAUGUGGUCUGUAGGCUGUAUCCUGGGAGAGCUGAGUGACGGGCAGCCCUUGUUUCCUGGUGAGAGUGAGAUUGACCAGCUCUUUACCAUUCAGAAGGUGCUGGGCCCGCUGCCAGCUGAGCAGAUGAAGCUCUUCUAUAGCAACCCACGCUUCCAUGGCCUGCGGUUUCCAGCAGUCAAUCAUCCACAGUCUUUAGAGAGAAGAUACUUGGGAAUUUUAAGUGGUGUAUUGCUUGACCUAAUGAAGAACUUACUGAAGUUAGAUCCAGCAGAUAGAUAUUUGACAGAACAAUGUUUGAACCAUCCUUCAUUUCAAACCCAAAGACUCUUGGAUCGCUGUGGAAGUUCCCCUUCGCGGUCAGCUAAGAGAAAACCUUACCAUGCAGACAGCAACACAUUAUCUAACAGAAAUCAAGCCAGCAAAAGUUCUGCUUUGCAGUCACACCACAGAUCAAACAGCAAGGAUAUGCAGACACUAGGGGCUGGCGGGCCAAGAGAAGAGGGUCUUCCAGCAAAUGAAAGCUUUUUAAAUGGAAACCUUCCUGGACCUGCACAUAGUCCAAUGCAUGCAAAAAAACCAAGCAACACACCUGGAUCUGGCAACAAGGAUAUAGCCAAUAAUAACAUGCCACACCUUCUCAGCCCAAAGGACACAAAGGGAAAAACAGAAUUUGAUUUUAAUGUGGACACCAAAAGUUCUGACAGUUCGGGUACAAAGUACCUCAAGUCCAACACCAGAUCUCAGCAGAACCGGCACUCAUUUAUGGAAACCUCUCAAAGCAAAACGGGGACGCUGCAGCCCGGCGACAAGCACAGCCGCCACAGCUACAUCGAUACCAUCCCACAGUCUUCUAAGAGUCCUUCCUACCGGACAAAGUCAAAGAGCCAUGGAGUUCUGACAGACUCGAAAUCCGUGGGCAACCUUUCUGAGGCCAGGGCCCAAGCUGCAGAACCAAACACCAGUAGGUAUUUUCCAUCCAGCUGUAUGGACUUGAACUCUCCUACCAGUCCGACUGCUCCCCGACACGGUGAUAACAGAACUUUGCUCAGUCCGUCUGGAAGGAAUAACCGCAGUGAGGGCACCCUGGACACCCGAAGACCAUCAACAAGGCACUCCAAAACAAUGGAGGAGUUAAAACUGCCAGAUCACAUGGAUGGAAGCCAUUCCCACUCUCUAUCUGCUCCUCACGAAUCUUUUUCCUAUGGUCUAGGUUAUACCAGUCCUUUUUCUUCACAGCAGCGCCCUCAUAGACACUCUAUGUAUGUGAGCCGGGACAGAGUGAGGUCAAAGGGCUCAGAGGGUGGCUUAAGCGUAGGGCAAGGGAUGGCAGCCAGAGCAAACAGCCUGCAACUGUUAUCUCCACAGGUGCAGCAUAAGUCACUCACAAGAUCUGUUGGCUCAUCAAGAGAAGACUGUACGGAAGAUACUAAUAGGGGUGGAGCAUAUCAUGAUCCACACACAGAAGAUGGAGCAUCUACUAAGGAAAAUAGAAUUCUGUAUAAUGACCCUGUUCCGAGAAGAGUUGGCAGCUUUUACAGAGUCCCAUCUCCGCGUCCAGAGAGUACGUACAUAGAAAACAACGUGUCAAACAGAGCCUCUGUGUUACCAGCAGACAGCAGCACAGUGGCAAACCACUCAAAGAGACAAACGACCUUUGAUACCUGGAAAAGUCCUGAAAACCUUAACUCAGAACAGCUCAAGGAGAAAGAAAAGCAAGGUUUUUUCAGGGCAAUAAAAAAGAAAAAGAAGAAAUCUCAAACUACAGACUCAACCAACGGGGAGAAUCCAAGCAUCAAGAAAUCCCUCUUUCCUCUUUUUAAUUCAAAGAAUAAUUUAAAGCAUAGCUCUUCUUUGAAAAAGCUUCCUGUAGUCACUCUACCCAUGAUGCCUAACACUGAUGGUCAGGAUCUCUUGGCAUUACAGAAAGCCAUUCAUUCUUCUAAUCACCAGAGCAGCAGGCAGAAGGAUUGGCAUCCUGAGAAGAUGACAGAAAUCCAGCCUCAUAGCCAGCCAUUAAAAUCUCUUCGAAAGCUCUUACACCUCUCUUCGAACCAUCCUGUCCCUGCUGAGCCCCGCUUCCAGCCCCUACCGAGUCAGCCAGCCAAAGCUUCUUUCUCUGAAGUGCGGAUUCACCCCAUGAGUCAGAGCUCCAGCAGCGGCAGCAGCAACGUGCGGCAGGAGGCUCAGCCCAAAAGCAGGCCGACGCUGCAGAUCCCGAGCCAGCUGGAACCCACCUGGCACGUCUCCCCCGUGAACAGGAGCGUGAGUGAUGGGCCUCCCUACUCUGACCAGCUGCCUUCCAAGAGCGGACAGAACGGGCACACGUACGCCCGGACAAACCGGUCGCGAAUGCCGAACCUGAAUGACUUAAAAGAGACAGCCUUGUAAUUGCACUCCAGAGAAUAGGCCAGUUCGGGUGGAGAUCAGCAUAGGGGAGUGGUGGUGGUUCUGGUGAUGGUAAGACUGCAUUUUCAGCUUUAUAAAGGUGUGCAAUAUGUACAUGUGGAGCUAUGCUGUUUGGCACCACGGAGAGAGUCAGGGAUUAUACAGUAAAACAAGUUGAACUACGAAUAACCAGUCAUCAGAAAUGUCGCUGGAUGCCAGACAGAGUGUGCAGGUCAGGGAGAAAAUGCAUUGCCAUUUUCUCUCAUUUACAUUCCAGCUUAGUGCACAUCUCUGUCUGAAAGCUGGGAGACUUCUGGUAUGUAUUGGCACUUAUAAGGGUGAAAACAUUCAUGUCUAGACCUAUGCCCUUACUACAUUUUUUGCUGCCUAGUUAAAACAGUGGGGUUUAUGUGAUAAAAGUGUAUCCCUCUUAAGGGUUUAAAGUUAAAUUGUAUGUCUUAAAUUUGUUUUUUAAAUUUCCAUAUUUGAUAGGAUUUGUAAUAUUUAUUUAUGAUGACCUAAUAUCGUACUGUUAUAAUCAUAUCUUUUAUGUUAUAAUGUAAAGUUAUUUUGAGCUGUUUGAAACAUUGUGAAGCAGUGCGACAGCUACAGUAGUUUCUAUAAAAAACUAACAGUAACAUUUAUAUAUUGCAUCAGGAGUAUUUUAUUCUAUAUAUAAAUAUAUAUAUAAAUGGAAAAUAACUGUCUGUUUUUUAAAUAUAUUCAUUUAAAAGAAAAGUAUUGUUAUGACACUAUCUGCCAUAUUUUUUAUACAUUUGUGAUAUAAAGUGCAGUAUUAUACUUCUAAUAAAAGGAAGUUGAAUGUGGAUAUAAACGUGACUGUAACAGUAUGAAUCUUGCUUGGCUAUGAGAGCCCAGAAUUGUAGGCAUUAUUAGUAACAAACAAAAGAUAACAUUCAAUUCCAAGCUUUAUUAUGGGCUAUUUUGUUGGAAGUAUUGGCUAAAUGUAAGAGACUGCAGAACUGUACAGUAAUCUAAAUGUGGUAUGUUCUCCCCUGUGUCCUUAGCUUUCCUAGUAAUAUUAAUGGGAUUUCUGCAUCUGCAUCCAGAGCACAGAGCCCCAGAACCAAAUUUUUAUUUCCUCUAAAGAAAUAAAGUGCCCCGUGACUACAAGCGAAAGCAGGUGCUCUUCCACUUAAUAGCAGGGGUGAAAACCAAAGAAACAUAGCAUGAAUUGCAAGUGAAAUGCAAACUUCGACACUUACGCAUAGCAUGGCACUGCAGAUCAUGGUAUAAGCUUUUAUGCAUAUGUGUAUUUUACAUCUUGUUUAGCAAUCUAUUAAUUAAUAAGAUAAACACUGUAUUAAAAUUUAAACUACUCUUGCACUUUUUAUUAUACUUCAGGAUGUAUUUAAAUCUACAAAUCUGAUGUUUGGAUAUUGAAGGAGAAGGUUGCCAUGCAGCCUAAUUUCUCCUUCGGUCUUACUAUCCAAAUAAUCCCUUAACCAGUUCAGUUACCAGUCUCAGCAAAAUACUAGAUCUUGGGUUCCAGUCUCCUGUACAACACAGUUAAAACUGCCUUUACAUUGGUGAAUGUCAAGUGUAGCAAAUACACACCCUGAUUCCUCUGUUGCUACUGGUUAACUUAAAAGUUAGCCAGUAGGAGUCAAAAGAGUUAUGCCAGUCUAAACUUUGUGCAAUAAGAGGAGAACCAGGCCUGUAGUGUCAGAACAAUACAAACUUUCCUUUUUUAAACACAUUAGUUCAACUCCCUCAUUACUCUGCAGCACAGUUGGUUUUCUAGAUGCUGUCGUUGUAAGACACUUAUACUUGCAAAUACAUUGUCUUUUCCAAAAGAGAUUAACCUGAAUGUAAAUUUGAUGAUUUAGCCAUAGAUGUAGUUAACAGACGAAGCCAGACAGUAAGAGCUGAACUUUCUACUUGGAUUACAAUGCAAAACUGGACAUGGUGUUCAGUACCUCUUGAGUCAUACCAAAGUUCUAACAACAGCAAAUUCGGCACCACUACUGUAAAAACCUGUCAGAAAGAACAGUAUGGAAGGAUGUCAUGUCGGGUUUGUCCAGGGCUAAACGUCAGUCUAGUAAAUUUGAAAAAUUACAAAAUAAGAAUUCUUUCUUUGUCCAUUGCCUGCAAAAAAAUGUGCAUGUGAUUUUUCUAUAGAUAUAUAUGGUAUAUGAUAUCUCUCUAUAUAUGAUAUAUACUGUAUUGAUAUAUCAUAUAUAUAGCAUACAAAAAUACAGUAGACAUGAAAGGGUAUUCAGGUUUUUUCUAAGUUCAGUGGGCAUCCAGGAAAGACAUUGUGAUAUUUACUAGUCAUCACUGCUGGAUUUUAGCAACAUACUUUAGCAAUCUCUUUUAGAUUCACUGCUUGGUCACUGCUAGGUUAGCCCUGCUUUGAAAUGGGCUGAUGCCACUGAAAUCCCUCACAAAAGCACUGUCUAAGAGAGAGUGGGGCUCUAAGCAGUGUGGUUUGAAUGUCUCUUUUAGGGCAAUAGAACUGGGGUUGUUUAGUGUGGAGAAGAGGAGGCUGGGGGGGGACCUCAUCACUCCCUACAAUGACCCAAAAGCAGUUGGUAGCCAGGUGAGGGUCAGCCUCUUCUCCUAUGUCUCAAGUGAAAGGUUGAGAGGAAAUGGCCUUCUGUUGUGCCAGGAGAGGUUCAAAUUAGAUAUUAGAAAAUAAAGAAAAUCACUGAAAGAGUGAUUAGGCAUUGGAAUAAGUUGACCAGGGAAGGUAUCACUGGCUAUGGAAGUGUUCCAGAGGUGUCUGGAUGUGGCACAUUGGAAUACGAUUUAGGGGUGAUUAUGGUGGUGCUGGGUUGACAGUUGGUCAAUGAUCCUGAAGGUCUCUUCCAAGCUUGAUGAUUCUGUUUCCCAGCAAGUGGUCACAGUAGACUCUUCUGCUCUUUGUGGAUAUGUAUCCUUUUGCCUCGGCAAGAUUUGUAGCUUGUUGGCAAGAGCUUUAUGCUGGGGAUGAUGAUACUGGGCUGUAUGUGGCUGCUCUUAUUUCUAGCAAGGAAAAAUGUUUCCAAAGGAUUUUUUUCUCAAUACCUAUGAAGUUAAAUCAGGAUAAUCUCUGACUGUACAUAUAGCUGUUUAAAGUAGUUAGCAAAUCUUCAAAGGUGACCCAAGGAAUGUUCAAGUAUUUGGUGGCCCAUAGUUACAGAAAGCUGUUUCUACUUCAUACUGCAUUUUCUUCUCCAGUUCAACAAACCAUAGUAGAUUUCGGUUGAAUACAAAAUUGUGUUGAAUGUAUGUAGUAUUUUCUUUCUUCUGUUGGAAAGAAAUUCCAGCAGCUUGGCCAGCUGGUGCUGGGAUGAAUUGUGUAUUUUUAACUUGGUCUAACUUCCCAAUAUUUAGAAUAUUGCUAAUGUAAUUUUGUCGGGGCUUUCAAAGGAAUCUUAUUAUAGUGACUGAGAUUUGCUGGCUUAAUAAAGGGAAGAGAAUUAUAGAGCAAACUAUUUUGUAAGUGUGAGCUUUCCUUUUCACUUGUCUGUGAGUCUUGUGCUACAUGCUCUAUAGAUUUACUUAGUAUAAAGAAGCUUAGAUGAACUACAUUUUAUUCUUUGGCAAUCUGUUUUGCCUUAUGGCAUCAUUAAUGAUGUGAAUAGAAAAGAAGCUAAGUUUCAGAAAUUAUAGUAAUUUUGCAGAACUCAAGCUGCCUAAACUUGUCUGUUUUUGCUAUAACUCUUGAGCUCUUUUUAAUUGAAAACGAAGCACCUUAAACUCAUCUUAACUGAAAUUUUAUUUGUGUCUCAGCUGUCCUUUUAAACUGCCAUGUAAAUGUAUUGACCUAGAACAACAUCUAUUUUCAACAUACCUGACCACAGAGAACAGUCCCUCAGAGCUCUUUAAUGCUUUUUGCUCCAUUUAUUGCUGUCCAAGCUUCAUUGCUCCUCUGAGAGGUCACCAGGACAGAGCACUGGGCAGAGUUCUUGGCAGGAAGUCAGUGAUCCCAGAUUUGGUCUCUUCUUCCUAAAAUAUUCCCCAAACACUACUCUGUUUGCCAAUACUUGUUCUUUUAGAUCAACAUUAAAACAGGCUUCAAACCUCCAGAUGUGUGAGACACCCUCAGGUUGUCUUUUGGGAUGUUACCUUUCUCUCUGCCACACCAACUUGUUUCUGGGAGCAAGGCUGGAGUGACUCUUCAAGAAGCAGUGGCCUGUGGUAGGCUUUUAGUCAUUCCUUAUCUUUGCAGUUUGGUCUCUUAACAGAUGAAUCUUACUUGUCUAAAAAGCUACAUACCAACCUUUUUUUUCUUCAGAAGCUGCUCUAGCUGUUAGCUGAGUAGACUCCUGUGUUCUCAAUAAUUCAGUGCUGUAGACCUCCCUUUAAGAAUGGGAACACAGAUGAUACAGCUCUGAAAGCACUGUUGUGAUUUAGGUAGCUAAGGCAAAACCCAGCCUCUUUCGAGAGGAGCCGUGCUCUGGAAGUAUUGGGGUUUUCACUCAUGUUUCAUUUUUUUGUUGUCUUAUAAUGAUCUGAUGGUGAGACAUGCUUCAAAAAUACCUCCAUGCAAUCAAUUCUGUACGUUUUGAACGCUGUCAGAGUAGAACUGGGAGAACAUUUGCAUCCCAGUCACACAAAGAGUAGGAAAAGGAUAGCCAUAUAUAAUAUACUGCAAAUUGUGGGGUGGCAGAGAAUAUUUUUUCCAUUCCAGCUAGCAUACAUAAUACAUUUGGCAAUGGGGUACUGUCACAAACCAUGCAUCUAGGCUGUUGUUCAUGUAAGUAGGCCCACCAUUUGAAAUAGGAGUGCCACAGAAGAUGGUCGGAAUGGUGAUGUGCCCUGUGUAACUAUUUUUAAAUGACCUUCAAAUCAGGACACUAUUUAAGAACAGGUGCCUUUCCCUACACGGUUCUUUCCAAUGGUGUCAUGAUAUUAACCAUUCAUUAACUGGAUUUGUAGUGAAUGAGGAGAAAAGCCAUUUAACUUCUGGCCUUUGUUAAAAGGGGUGUGAUUUGAGUAAACCCUUUUAAUUUAACACAGCUUGGAAGUUCUAGAUGUUGGCACCUUUUUCAAACAGAUCAAACAGCAGCAUCAAUGCUCAGGCUCAUCAGGCAAGUGAAGGCUUGUGCACAUCACUUGGUUCAGAUGUUGUACUGAAACAGAAGAUUUCUCAUUUUGCAAUCAUGAAGGAAAUUUCAUGGAAAUUAAGCAAAACAAAUUUUAUAGGAGAUGCUCUUUCAAUUUUAAAAGAAAAACUGUGUUAGGUCAUCUGUUCUGUUGGCAGACUCUUAACAGCUCCUGUGUGAGACAGCAUAAGUAACUAAUGUAUUAGGUCUCAGUUUUACUUGCUCUGAGUUCUACUUGGAUGCAAAUUUGUGACCUUGUGUGCAGCCAAUUGUUUGAUGCAAAAACACUGUCUUGUGACACACACUAAGUGGAAGGUGCAUGAGAGGUGUGAGAGGACCAGCCCCACAACGUUUGGAUGCUUUCAUUCCACCAAAUCAGAUUGCUUCUCAGGCUCUUUUAGAACAUAACUCGAAAUAUGCAGCUGGGCAAAAGUGACUCUUAACACACGGCCCAAGAGUCUGAACAAGGAAUUUGUCUCUUAGCCUAAGAGUGACUACACAUCUCUUGUCUUCUCUGCAAGGCAGUCUACCUCCUCUCUCUUGCAGAAUGUGGUCAAGGCUGGGUUUUGUUUGUUCUGAGCUUUUUAUUGACUCCAGCUUUUGAAGAGACAUCUAAAAAGAUUCUUCCUCUAGGUACUGUUAGCAAUCAAGUAAUAAAAUAUUGAUGGGCCUUCAUCUAAAAUACUUCUGAAACCUCCAAGCCAUCUGAGCUCUCCCUCUAGAAUCCCAGUGCCAUCCUUUGCACUGCUCUGCAGUCUUCCCUUGCCCUUCCCUUUGUGGUUCUCAAAUAUUGCAGUUGCCUUGUUCUUUGUUGUUUCUCUAGUGCAGAUUUUCAGGGAGUUAGAGGCCUUAUCUACUACUCCACCCUGUUUGCUGUUUUACUUAAACAGCUAUCCUUAGACUUGCUCAGGAUUUUCUUCAUUUUAAUUUUCCAUUUCAUCUGGGUGAGAUACCUUACCUCAUUGUGCCCCCACCAGAACACGCUGCCUGCCAGGCUUUUCCUUCCACCAGGUCUCUGUUUUCACAGGGCAGCUUCUCUGGAUCCCUUCUGAGAAAUGCAAGGUGGCAUCUUAAUUGUACAGGCAUAGAAAUGUGUUGUGAAGUAGCUUUUCAUGUUGUAGAGCUUUCCAUUAGCAACAUUACAGCAUAUUCAUAGUACAAGAUGGAAGCCACUAUUCAACUUUCCUAUAGGAUAUGAACCUCUUGGUGUAAACUCUUAACAUGUAAAUCCAACAGCAGAGCUUUUAACUGUUGGUGGAUGUCAGCAUUUAACUGUUUAGUUACAAGGCAAAACUUUAAGCAUAGGUAACUGUCUUGACCUUCCUUUUUUUUUUUUUUUUUUUUUUACUAGUGCACAUCUUAGACUCGUACUACUGAAGGAUCUGACUAAUUGAAAGGAGUAACAUUAUAUUUGGUUUAUAUGGAACAAUGAAACUAUAUGAAAACAUAUGAAACCAUAAUUUGGUUGGAAAUUCUAUGCAGGCAUUUUAAAAUCUGGUUAAAUGUGAUAAUGACUUCCAGGACUGCUUAGAUCUCCACUGUGAAAUGCUGAAUUUUAAAUUUGUGUCAUUUGAGAGAAAGAAGGAAGAAUUAAGUUUAGGGAAAUCUUUUUUUUUUUUUUUUUUUCCCCACAAUCUGCCAGUACAGACUAUUCCAAAAUUAGCAGGCUGAGGAGGCAGCUUCCAAAACUUCUAAAUUUAUGUAUAAGAUUCCCUGAUGUUUUUUAACAGCUACUAGAAAUCUAAAGCGCACAAACUUUUAAAUCUACUGUGCUUUCUGUUGUGGAAGGGAUAUAUUGUGGUGUUAACCUUUUUAAUCCUGGAAUACCAAUUGAUUUUAAAAUGUGUUGAAUAUUUAAGGAUGACUUCAUGCAAGUUAAUAAACCAUUUGUAAAGUGUUUGUAUACAACCCUUUGUAUCAUGUUGUUGGUACACCUUACCAAAUUUUUUUUGAGCAUGUAUUCCAUUCUUAACUUCUGUACAAUUUCUAUUGUUGCUGUAAAUAUUCUAAAAGAGAAAAAAAAAAUCCUGUGGUAACCUUAAUUAUAAGCAUGGAAAUGGUUAAUUUUUACUGAGCACAAUGUAUUUUUGAAUGGGCCUUCCAAAAUAUGUCUUUAAUAAAAAUGCAGAUUUUGCACUAGAA
Molecule: messenger RNA, 10616 nt
Organism: Empidonax traillii (willow flycatcher)
Lineage: Eukaryota; Metazoa; Chordata; Aves; Passeriformes; Tyrannidae
Gene: CDKL5
Product: cyclin dependent kinase like 5
Exons: 18
Coding region: 457-3423 (988 amino acids)
Biological process (GO): positive regulation of axon extension; regulation of dendrite development; protein phosphorylation
Cellular component (GO): dendrite cytoplasm; nucleus
Molecular function (GO): ATP binding; protein kinase activity
Source: RefSeq, a predicted model, not a curated record